Lycium barbarum (goji berry) is the source of this 1651-nucleotide messenger RNA. RefSeq names its product probable vacuolar amino acid transporter YPQ1. The record is from RefSeq and is a predicted model, not a curated record. Bases 69 to 1238 code for a protein of 389 amino acids. The transcript is spliced from 12 exons. NCBI's taxonomy places the organism in Eukaryota, Viridiplantae, Streptophyta, Magnoliopsida, Solanales, Solanaceae.
AUGUAUCCCUCACCUUUCACUUUGAUUCUUCAUUUGUAGUAAAAAAAUUAUAGAAACUAGGAGAAAUCAUGAAUGCUCUUAUGCUGUUACGUCAGCAUCAAAAUUCAAUAGCAUACUGUGUUAAGGAGAAUAAAGCAUGUGUCGGUUGGGUGAAUAAGUAUUUUAAAGAUUGUCUUUGCAAUCUGAGUGAUGAAUUCUCCUUUGCGUUGGGUCUUGUAAGCCUCGUAUGUUGGGCUGUCGCUGAAAUCCCACAAAUUAUCACCAACUUUCGUACCAAAUCCAGCCAUGGUGUUUCACUUCUUUUUCUUCUUGGUUGGGUUGUCGGUGACAUAUUCAAUCUAACAGGUUGCCUUCUCGAGCCUGCAACGUUGCCGACCCAAUUGUACACAGCGGUGCUCUACACAACAACUACUAUCAUACUAGUGCUGCAAGUCUUGUACUACGAUUAUUUCUAUAAGUGCUGGAAACGUAGUGAUGACGACUCUAGCCAAGAGGUAGAAGAAGUGAAGAAGCCAUUGAGACCACAGAAACCAACAGAUUCAGGGAUUCCAAUACCCGGUGGCACAGCAAGAUCCGCAUCACGCCGCAUGGAUUUCUAUUUCAUGUCUGCAAGAUCAUUGGCUGGGAGUUCAACCCCGCCAUUUAGGUCGAAUCUGAGGCCUAUUGCAAGUGGUCCAUCUGCAGUGGGACUUAUCCAUGACUACUCUUCAGAUGAUGACACAGUGGAUGCACCAUUAAAUAUUUCCGUUAGCCAACCAAAGCCUAUCCCGCGAUCUGCAGGUUUUGGAGCGUUCUUAGCAACAUCGUCUGGAAUGCCUCACCAGACAAAGGCUUUAAUUGUUGGAUUUGGUGGAAGAAAACUGUUACAAGAGCAUGGGACGGAGCACAGUGCCCUUGGCCAAUGUUUGGGGUGGAUGAUGGCUGCUGUCUACAUGGGUGGUCGGCUACCUCAAAUAUGGUUAAACAUUAAGCGAGGGAGUGUCGAGGGCUUAAAUCCUUUCAUGUUUGUCUUUGCACUCAUCGCCAAUCUCACUUAUGUUGGGAGUAUACUACUUAGAUCUAUAGAAUGGAGUAAGAUUAAAGCCAAUAUGCCUUGGUUGUUGGAUGCUGUCGUCUGCGUUGCGCUAGAUUUAUUUAUCAUAUUACAAUAUGUCUACUACAAGUAUUUCCGAAAGAAUUCUUCCACUUGCAAUGGCAGAGAAUACGAAGGAGCAUACAGGCACGUGAACAAGAAUUGAAGGCAAAUUGCGUACAGUACCUGGGCAGGUUGCUCUGCUUUACACCCCUUUAUAACCGCGGAAUCAAAUAUCUAAAUUCCGAAGACUUAUGCGGCUCUUUCUCCUUGCAAUCGAUUCUUACAUCCUUUUUUUUUUUUUUUGCCCUUUAUAAUUAUUUUACUUGUGUCUUCUAAUUAGUGAUGAAUUUCCUUAUCAGAAUCUUAUUCUGAAGGUGUAGAACAAUUUUGGAGAGGUAGCUGGUCGAAAAUUAGAUCUUUAGUUUCUCAUCUCAAGUAUGAUAUAGCUCUGGCAUAUCUUAUAGCACAGAUACGUCUCUCAUAGUUUGAAAUAUUACAUGCUUUUUAGAUCUUUACAUCACAGAGCUGUAUCUCAAUCUAUAAAGGGACAUAUAUUACAUGCUUUUUAGAUCUUUA